Messenger RNA from Microplitis mediator, 2347 nucleotides. RefSeq names its product cyclin-A1 (gene CycA). The transcript has 4 exons. Gene Ontology annotation, cellular component: nucleus; cyclin A2-CDK2 complex; cytoplasm. The record is from RefSeq and is a predicted model, not a curated record. Bases 377 to 1855 code for a protein of 492 amino acids. Gene Ontology annotation, biological process: regulation of cyclin-dependent protein serine/threonine kinase activity; mitotic cell cycle phase transition. Gene Ontology annotation, molecular function: cyclin-dependent protein serine/threonine kinase regulator activity. Lineage: Eukaryota; Metazoa; Arthropoda; Insecta; Hymenoptera; Braconidae.
ACCCGGCAGGCUGUUGUGAUCCCUCGUUCCGGUCGGCUCGGCUGUCUUUCAGAUUCUAGCCUCAACUCGGAAAAAAAAAAAAAAGAAACUUUUACAAAACACGUAAAUAUAAAACCGUUUAAUUAAAUAAUAUAUCAAAAAUAUAAAUAAACAAUCAUGCGAUAAUAUAUUUUUAAUGUUUUAUUAUAAAUUUAAUUUAACUUAAAUAACGUAUUUAAAGUUAUCGCAAUUCGAUAAUCGAUUUGUGUGGCGUCGUAUAACCGUUGGAAAAAAACUUUUUUUUUUUUCCACAAUUUUGUGAGCACGAGUUUUUAAUUCACCGACGAUUUUAUUAUUUUUUUAGAUUUAAUUAUUAUUAAUAUAAAUAAUUUAAAAAAUGGCCACGAUACGGAUUUAUGAAGAUCAAGAAAAUCGAAUUACUGAUACUAGACGUAAUAAAGAUAAUAAUUUAGUAUUGAAGGAUCAUAAUCAACAAGGACAACCGGGAUUACAACAGCAAAAACGUGCGGUAUUGGGCGUCCUUCAUAACAACUGCCAUAGGAAUAAACCUGAAAUUACAAAGGAUGAUAAAUUUAGCAAAACAAAAGCUUAUAUACCACCACAAUUGGAAUUUAAAGUUUUUGAUGACAAGCGUGACGCGCCAUUCAAAGUAUACGAAGAAAAAGUUGAAGAAAAACAACAACAACAACACCACCAGCAAAAAACAUUAUUAUUACGUGAUCAUGAAACUCAAGUACAGGUAAAACGUAUAACAGAAGUAACUUCAUCAUCAACAACAACAUCAACAUCAACAGUAUCUAUAAAAGAUAAUGAACGUCGUCCAGUAUUGGAAGUUAAUCCAGUCAGUAUUGUACCAGCAUAUCGUCCAGUUUUACAGGAAAUAAUUGAUCCUACUAUUGAAUUAUGUAAACGCACCAACGAUGAUUAUCAUCCGGCAAGUCCGAUGUCAUUGGACAAAUCAAUAGCCUCAUUGAUGUCUAUUGAGUCAGCUAAAAAAGAAUUGAGAAAUAAACGUGACAGUGCUAAGGCAUUAAAAAAUAAUUUUUAUGAUGUUGAUGAAUAUCGAGCUGAUAUUUACAAUUAUUUGCGUAUCGCUGAGACACAUCAUCGACCAAAACCAGGUUACAUGAAAAAACAACCAGACAUAACGUACGCAAUGCGUUCAAUCCUCGUUGACUGGUUGGUUGAAGUUGCUGAAGAGUAUCGUUUACAAUCAGAAACUCUUUAUUUAGCUGUAUCAUACAUUGACAGAUUUUUAUCUUAUAUGUCGGUAGUACGUGCUAAAUUACAAUUAGUUGGUACUGCAGCAAUGUUUAUUGCUGCUAAAUAUGAAGAAAUUUAUCCACCAGAUGUUGGUGAAUUUGUUUACAUUACUGAUGACACGUAUACUAAAAAACAAGUAUUGAGAAUGGAGCAUUUAAUUUUGAGGGUAUUGUCUUUUGAUUUAACGGUACCAACCCCAUUAGCUUUUAUACGUGAUUUAUGUAUCAGUAAUAAUUUGUCUGAUAAAAUUUUAUAUCUUGCUAUGUACUUAUGUGAACUAUCAAUGUUGGAAGCAGAUCCGUAUUUACAAUUUUUACCAAGUCAUUUAGCAUCAUCGGCAGUUGCUGUCGCUCGUCAUACAUUACAAGAAGAAGCAUGGCCACAUGAAUUAGAAUUAGCAACAGGUUAUAGUUUGAGUGAUUUAAAAAAAUGUAUUAAAUACUUAACAGAGACAUUUAAUAAUGCCGGUAAUAUUCAACAACAAGCGAUACAAGAAAAAUAUAAAAGCAGUAAAUAUGCUCAUGUUGCACUAUUAUUACCACGUAGUACUGAGGUAUUAGCUUACGAUGAUGAUGAUUCUGAAAGUGCUUGAUUAUUAAUUAUUAGUAGCUGAGUUAUUUUUUAAUAAUUAAUUGGUUAAUUAAUUAAACAGUUAAAUUGAUGUACUAACGAACCUCAAUGUCUUUGGAGGGAAUUAAUAUUAUUAUUUUUUUUUUUUUUAAUUUAUCCAAGACUGGUCAGCUACUCUAUCAAUUAUCGGUAUUUUUAUUUCAUUUUUUUUUUUAUUCUAUGGAAAAAAAAAAAAAAAUACAUAGUAAAAAUUGUUUGUUAGUAUUUUUAAUAGUAAUUGAUGCAUUUAAUAAAUGAGGUGAAAAAAAAAUUUCGAGUUGAUGAUAAAUUUUUAGUAAAGUAAUUUCUCAUUGAUAUUUAAAUUACUAUAAAUAUAUACGUAUUAAUUUUAAUUGUAAAAAUAAUUAUUUUACUAAUUCGUAAAUCAAAACCAUAAAUAAGAUGAUUUUUUUUCUUUUCUAUAUUGAUACGUAUAUUGGAGUGCUAAAAAAAAAUAACAUUUUUUGGUAACAGU